AUGACAUCAGUUAUUCCUUUUGAUUAAGAAACACAUUAACUUAAUGGAAUUAGUUAACCAAAUGAAACUAUGAUUGAAGACUAUGAUGAAUUUCGAAGACCCCCUCUUUUAGAUAUAUGUCUAAAACAUUAGGUAAACCAUUUAUAUUAUUUAGUCUGCCACAUAAUUUGCAAUAGCAGAUGCUAAAGUAGAUUUAAAUAAAAGCAAUUUAUGUCCUUGUUGUGGUUAACCAAUCAUUCUUACUUAAUUACCAUUAACAGCAUCUAUUUUAGAUUUCAGUUUCAAUGGACCUGGAGUUUCUCUAUAUUUUGAUUUCUUAAUGUUUAGCUCGAUAUUGAUAUCCACAUUUAUGUAUAUGAUUAUAAGACUUUUAUUAGUAUAAUUUGUGGAAUAUACGAUUUAAUAGCUAGUUCUUUGGGUGAUACAUGUCAUAAAUUGAAUAUUAUGGGAGAAUUAGAAUGUGUUGAUAAUUUUUAUAGCAAAUUUGCAAAAUCAAAUCAAGACAAUUAACAUCCAGAUAUAGCAGGAAGUGUAUUAAACUUUAUCACAACAUUAAUCUUAAUAAUACUAUUGUUUUUAUAUAGAAAAAGAAUUAAUAUUUUGGCAAAUAAAAUUGAUGAAAAAAGUAUAUUAGCAUCUGAUUAUUCUAUAAUUGUUGAAAAUAUUCCUAGAGAUGCAAAAGAAGAAGAAAUUAAAGAAUUCUUUAGUAAAAUCAAUAAUGUUCAAUAUAAAAUACAAAAGAUUUGUAUGGGAUAUUAGAUAUCAGAGUAUUUGAGAAUUCUAAAAUAAAAGCAAGAGUAAGAGAAGACAUUUACUAAGAUUUUAGAAUGUGAAAGAUUAGGUAAACCUAUUCCUCCUCGAUUACCAAAUAAAGUUGAUUUAACCCAAACCUUAGAUUAGUUAGCAAAUCAAUUAGAUUAAUAUGAGGAUAAUUUUUAAAAUUCCUUUUAAUUUAGUGGUGUUGCAAUCAUAUCAUAUAAUACAGAAGAUGAAGCUAAUGCUGUCUGUAAAUUUUUCAAAGCAACAAGAUUACAUCUUAUUUUAUCUUAAGUUAUGAGAGUAAUAGGUAAGAAAGAUAUCAGAAGAUUUAGAGAUAAUGUUAUUGUAGUAUCUAAAGCACCUGAACCAGGAGAUAUUUUAUGGGGAAAUUUGGGAGUGACAUUGUUAGAAUAAUACAAAAGAAAAUUUAUAACAAAUCUAGCAACAAUAUUUUUAUUGGGAAUUUGUUUUGGAAUUUUAUUUGGAUUAUCUUAUGGAUAAUUUUCAAUGACUGAUACAGGAAAAGGAGAAGAAUUAUCUUAAGCAGAACUUGUUGCUAUUACAAUUUUAGGAGUUAUUGCUUCUGUUUUAAUUUCAAUUAUAAAUAAUAUUUUGGCAGUUAUUAUUAGAAAAUUUGCUGAAUUAGAAGCUCCAACAACUAAAACUGAAUAUGAUAUAAGUGCUGCAAAGAAAUUAGGUUUUGCUUAAUUUCUUAAUACUGCAAUAAUCACUUUAAUUGUUAAUUUGGUAAUUGUAAAAGAAGGAGAAAAAUCUUAUUAUGCUGUAAUAAAAUAGGGAGGUUUAAAUUAAGAUGUAAUGUUGAUUUUUAUUACUAAUGGAAUAAUGCCAUGGCUUAUGAGUUUAUUAGAUCCAUUUUAUAUAUAUAAAUUAUUUAUGAGAUACCAAAUACAAUUAUAAGGUUAGUAAUGUAAUGUUACAUAAUAAGAAGCAAAUGAGUAUUUUUAUAAUUAUAAUUUUAGAUAUUUUGCAGGUCCAAUGAUAGAUUUAUCAAAAAAGUAUGCAUAAUUGGGAAAGACUUUAUUAUUUACAUUCUUUUAUGCAUAUUUACUGCCUCUUGGACCUGUACUUUCAUUGGGUUCAAUAUUGGUGAUAUAUUGGGUUGAGAAAAUAUUAUUAUUAAGAAGAGAUUCCAAACCAGCACCAACAGGAAGUGAGAUGGCAGAGGAGAUGAUAGAUUUCUUUGGAGAAUUUACAUUAUUACUUUAUGCAGUAUUAAAUUAAUUAAUAAUAUAAGAUUGGCUGUUUAGUUUGGGAAUCAAUAUUAAAUGAUGCCAUAUUUCCAUUAACAUGGGUACAAUUUACAAUAGCUGUUCUAAAUUUCUUAAUUCCUAUAGAUACUAUAUUUGAUAUAUUUUGGAAAUCUGAAGAUAUCUCUACUCAAGAGUUUUAUGAAACAUAAUGUUAUAAGUUUUGGGAUGAUUAUGAUAGAAGAAAUCCAAUUACUGCUGAAAAGGCUAUUGAAACUUUCUUGAAAAACACAACUGCGUUACCUCAAUAAUAAUAAGUAGAUGGAAGAGGGAAUAUAGUUUAAAAGAAUUAAGAGUAUAGUAAAUAAGACAAAAAGAAAAAGGCUAAGAAUAAACACAAUAAGGAAGAUUGA
Paramecium pentaurelia is the source of this 2380-nucleotide messenger RNA. Lineage: Eukaryota; Ciliophora; Oligohymenophorea; Peniculida; Parameciidae. The record is from the annotation of a GenBank genome assembly.